This is a messenger RNA of Mycena indigotica, 546 nucleotides long. RefSeq lists its product as uncharacterized. The transcript has 4 exons. Bases 1 to 546 code for a protein of 181 amino acids. Lineage: Eukaryota; Fungi; Basidiomycota; Agaricomycetes; Agaricales; Mycenaceae. The record is from RefSeq and is a predicted model, not a curated record.
AUGCUUGCCCUCGGAGUCGCCUUCCUCCUGCCCUUGCUAGUCCACUCGGUGGCUGUUACGCCCCUUGAGGAGCGCGACGAUUGCAACCGGUGGUACACGAUCCAGGAAAAUGAUAUUUGCGAUUCCAUCUCAGCAGCACACAACGUCUCUACCUACCAGCUUGCAACGGUUAAUUCCAACGACAUUGACAAAGACUGUGGCAACCUUGUGCCCGGCAACCGUCUUUGCCUUGGCUACGGAAACGAAGACUGCACUUCCACCUAUGUUGUCCGGCCCAACGACACGUGCGAACAAAUCACCGCCCAAUUCAGUAUCGGAAGCGACGUGCUCUAUGCGAACAACCCGUUGAUUGACGCAAAGUGCGAGAACAUUUACAUCGGACAGGUCCUUUGCGUGUCCAAGACUGUCCAGGUCCCCGCCGGGCCUGCCGCCUCUGAGUCAAAGCCCGCCACUGAAUCAAAGCUUAAACCGCUCAACAACCCGAGCCCGGAACCGGAGACCAAUGCUGACGACGACGAGGACCUCCCUUACUGCGAUGAACUCUAG